UGUAUUGUCUUCGUCCUCCUGGAGCCUGUUACGAAGAAGGUUUUUUUCUGGAUUUGGAAACCCUUAAUUGCAGCCAAUUUCGAGAACAGAGGAGGAGGAGCAGUAGGGGAAGAAGAAGCCCUGGAUCAAGAGCUAGGGUUUUCGACGUCGUGGUGCCAACCACGACGUCGACAAUGGAGGUCACCGCUGUGACAGAGAAAGGCAUAGCCCCUGUGGUGACAGCGAAAUCGUUCCUUCCCGAGCCUGUCGUAGCGGAGGUCGAAGAGGAGGAUCUGUAUACUCGGCAGAAGCUCCUGCAGCGGCAGCUGGAGUUUUUGGACAUUCAGGAGGAGUAUAUCAAGGAUGAGCAGAAGAAUUUGAAGCGUGAGCUGCUUAGGGCGCAGGAAGAGGUGAAGCGUAUUCAGUCCGUGCCGCUUGUGAUUGGGCAGUUUAUUGAGAUGGUGGAUCAGGACAACGGGAUUGUCGGGUCGACCACUGGCUCGAACUUUUAUGUGAGGAUUUUGAGUACGAUCAAUCGGGAGCUUUUGAAGCCGUCGUCGUCGGUUGCGCUUCAUAGGCACUCGAAUGCGUUGGUUGAUGUGUUGCCCCCUGAAGCUGAUUCCAGUAUCUCUCUAUUGACACAAUCCGAGAAGCCCGAUGUAUCGUAUAACGAUAUUGGUGGAUGCGAUAUUCAGAAACAAGAAAUCAGGGAAGCUGUGGAGCUUCCACUUACACAUCACGAGUUAUAUAAGCAGAUUGGUAUUGACCCACCUCGAGGCGUCUUGCUCUAUGGACCUCCUGGAACGGGAAAGACCAUGCUUGCCAAGGCUGUCGCUCACCAUACCACUGCAGCUUUCAUUCGUGUUGUUGGUUCUGAGUUUGUACAAAAGUAUCUUGGGGAGGGUCCCCGUAUGGUGCGUGAUGUAUUUCAACUGGCAAAGGAAAAUGCCCCAGCUAUUAUAUUUAUUGAUGAAAUUGAUGCAAUCGCAACAGCCCGUUUCGACGCUCAAACUGGAGCAGACAGGGAGGUACAGCGUAUAUUAAUGGAACUUUUGAAUCAGAUGGAUGGGUUUGAUCAGACUGUCAAUGUCAAGGUGAUCAUGGCUACCAAUCGAGCAGAUACUCUUGACCCCGCUUUAUUGCGACCCGGACGUCUUGAUCGCAAAAUUGAAUUUCCACUGCCUGACAGGAGGCAAAAGCGUUUAGUCUUCCAGGUAUGUACUGCAAAGAUGAAUCUAAGCGAGGAGGUUGAUUUAGAAGACUAUGUUUCUAGGCCUGAUAAAAUAAGUGCUGCUGAGAUUUCUGCUAUCUGUCAGGAGGCUGGUAUGCAUGCAGUAAGGAAGAAUCGCUACGUGAUUUUGCCCAAGGAUUUUGAGAAAGGCUACAGAUCUAACGUUAAAAAGUCUGACACAGACUUUGAGUUCUACAGAUAGAUGCCUAUUUUUUUGUCUGAUCUUUGAUGUUCACCUGGAUAUCAAGUUAAAGAUAAAUUUGUUUACUGAUCCUCUUAAUGGUCCCAACUAAGUCAUGGAGAGGGACUGCUUGCCCUUGUAAUUUCUACUAUAGAAUUUGUGAAGAUUUUCUUUCAAUAGAUAAACUUUGUACACUC
Molecule: messenger RNA, 1588 nt
Organism: Physcomitrium patens
Lineage: Eukaryota; Viridiplantae; Streptophyta; Bryopsida; Funariales; Funariaceae
Product: 26S proteasome regulatory subunit 6B homolog
Molecular function (GO): ATP hydrolysis activity; ATP binding
Source: RefSeq, a predicted model, not a curated record